AUGGACGAAUCAGACAAAGCUUAUCUUCGCAAGCUGAACUCCAUGGACAGCUUCACCAGCCUAAGCAGCUUUUCAACAUCUCAAACUUCCUCAUCAAGCUUUAUGAGCAAAUCCUUAUCAUUAAAGCCUGAUGGGAGCCCAGAUUUAAAAAACGACAACAAGUGUCACAUUUGUGACAAAAAGUUUUCUCUUACCAACAGGCGCCACCACUGUCGCUAUUGUGGAAAUUCCAUAUGUGAAGAUCACAGCAUCAAGCGUCGGGUUAAUGGCGAAGCUAAAAAAAUAAGGAUGUGUGACAAUUGCGACAGAGAAAUAAUUUCUGGAGAGAUCAAGGACGAAAUAGAAAACGAAAUCAGCAGGCUACAAAAUGAAGUUCAACUAGUAAGAGAGCUGAACGAAAGACUAGCUAAAGAACACAGCGAAAAGUUCUCAAAGGUGAAUAAUCUGGAAGCAGAACUAACUAACGCAGAAAAAGCACAAAAACAAAAAGAACAGACUUUGCAAGACAAGCUAAAUCUAGAGCUAGAAAGAGGUGAAAAAGCAAGAGCAGAAGUCGACGAACUGAGAAGAGCUUUAGAGCAGUCCCACACAUGUGAAAGAGAAAUCGGCGACAAGUGCACAGCAUAUGAAGCAAGACUUGCCAACCUAAAAUCAGAGUCAGAAACCUUAAGAGAAAGAAAAGAAGAAUUGAUCAACCAGGUCGAGCACUUGACAAAUAAAUUGAAAGGAAGCUUGCCUCUUGACCAAAUCAAGAUGGUCCUAUGCCCCAGGUGCCAGCAAAAGCUGAACCAGACUUAUCGUCCAUUUUCUAUGAACGGCUCAGUGCUCGAAGAUGAAGGGGAGUCCUAA
Molecule: messenger RNA, 849 nt
Organism: Blepharisma stoltei
Lineage: Eukaryota; Ciliophora; Heterotrichea; Heterotrichida; Blepharismidae
Source: the annotation of a GenBank genome assembly